Haplochromis burtoni (Burton's mouthbrooder) is the source of this 2156-nucleotide messenger RNA. It is a transcript of the gene tspan10, whose product is annotated as tetraspanin-10. The transcript is spliced from 3 exons. The coding region runs from base 118 to 1098 and encodes 326 amino acids. NCBI's taxonomy places the organism in Eukaryota, Metazoa, Chordata, Actinopteri, Cichliformes, Cichlidae. Gene Ontology annotation, cellular component: membrane. The record is from RefSeq and is a predicted model, not a curated record.
GCAAUGGUUACUCCAGCUCAGCUCACAUGCUUUUCUGUAUUGUAGCAAAUGAUUGCCCUGUGUUACAUUUUAUCCUGUGUCAUUCUGACCAGCUGAUGUUUCCCAGUGGUUGACAAGAUGAGGAGAUUUUUGCCUAGAAAAAGAUUCCCUUGGCCAUGGCUGAGACGAGAUGCUACUCCGAAUGAGACCAGUCCACUCUUACCAAAGGCAGGAUCUACAAACAAUGCUGAGGAGCUUGCCUUGGUCACUACUGAUUUUCAAGCAGGGACAAACAGCGGACAGCAACACAACAGUCCCACAGAUGCCAGGAUAGAUCCCUAUUCCGGUUAUUCUUUCAUGGACUAUUUCCUAAAAUACUUUCUUAUCAUAUGCAAUCUGUUGUUCACAGUUUUGGGCCUGUUGCUUCUUACUCUGGGGGUUUGGGGUCUCAUUAGCAAGGAAUCCUUUGCUCAGGAGAAGAUCAGCAGUAUUGGCACUGACCCAAUGCUGGUAGUUCUGAGCGUGGGCUUUCUGCUCACUGUGCUGUGCCUGUCAGGCUGCGUGGGUGCCCUAAGAGAGAAUCGCUGCUUGCUGAAGCUGUUCUCAGCCACGGUGCUGGUGCUCAUCACAGCUCAAGUCAUCAUCGCCAUUGUGGCCCAUACUCUACAAGAUCAGAUUGAAGGUAACUUGCGAUCCGGGAUGUUAGUUGCCAUCGCACGGUACCAAGAUGAUCUGGAUCUGAGGUUCAUCACAGACGAGAUUCAGUCAAAUCUGCAGUGCUGUGGGGCGGACAACUACAGAGACUGGGAGAUUAACAUAUAUUACAACUGCUCAGCUCCAGGAGUGCUGGCCUGCGGUGUCCCUGCAACAUGCUGCGUGGAUCCUCUGGAGAACGGCACCGUGUGGAACUCUCAGUGUGGUGUCGGAGCCCAAUUACUGGAUGAGUUUACUGCUCAGAGUGUGAUCUUCCUGGGAGGUUGUCUGGGGGAAAUCUCUCGAUGGAUCAAGCAGCACGAGGGCCUGAUAGGAAUAAUUGUGACUGUCGUGUUUGGGGUCCAGAUUCUGAUAUUAUUUAUUACCAUACGACUGCUGGAACGCAUUAAUCGUCAUAAAGUAUAGCUAUAACACGGAGUGACGAAUACAGCAAUAUGCUGGUUGGGGUUUAAUGAGUUCUGGCUGUGCUUAAAUUCUGGCUUCAUUUAUCAAUCAUUUAAAACAACCUGACCUUAAACACACAGACUGAACUUUUGCAAAUGGAAAUGAGACAUAAUUUAAACGAGGAAAGCAAAUUCCAACACAAAUUAUCCACUGAAAAUGUUUUACAUUUUAAAAAUGCCUGAGAGUUUAAGAAAAAAAAGAAUUUCAGCUAAAAGUUAACUGCAGCUUGGCGAUAGCUAUCACCUCUUUUGUGUUUAAAAAUAAAAACUCCACUUUUCAAGAACAUGUACUCACUGGCCACUUCAUUAAGUACACUUGUUGAACUGCUCAUUAACUGAAAUAUCGAAUCAGUCUGAACAUGGAAAUGGAUUUGAAAGAUUUUAGCUUCACCAAUGUGGGUCAGACCAAGGAAAGUCUUGAAACUGUAUCUGUGUGUGUGUUUAUGGGACAGUAGUAACACUAUCACCAAAACGUUUUCACCACAUGUGCCCAAAUCCUUCAAAGACACACACCUCCUGAUAUUUGAAGGAUUCUUGGAGGAUCUCAAAAUGGUGAAACAGUUCAACAGCAUAGGAGUGGUUGUAAAUGGGUCACCUGGGGAGUAGAGGUCCUGCAGAUCAGAUCUGCAUCUUCAUCACAAGCACCUACAAUGUAACAAAAUAAUCAAUGAACAAAAAUGGAAUUCAUUUAUUCUGAGCUGAGAAUAAAUGGAACAGCUCAGAAGAAUGAUUAGAGUAAGAUUGUAAAAGCACCUUUCAGUGACUGACGGUGGACAACCUGCUGCAAAUAUGUGAAACACAUGUGCACGUCCCACACAUGCAAGGUUUCCUGCGCUGUUUUGAAUGAACUGAACUGAGUUUGCUAAAAGCAAGUUUUGUGUUCUGAGUGUUAACAAAUAUUGAAUAAAUAAUGAUGAUUACAGAUGGUAUUUAUGAUGGGAAUGAUGUAAUCUCUCAUGCGCAGUGUGGGUCAGUAAAUAACCGUCAAAUAAAAGGACAAAAUCAAAUGACUGAAAUUGU